CGGGAGCUGACGAGGUAAACUGCCCGGCGGGCAGGUAAUCCCGAGCGGGCUGCGCGGCCGCCACCCUCGGUCCGACCCAGCCUGACCCCGCCCUGCGCGCCCGGCCCGGCAUGUCCCCUCGGCGCCCGGUCCUACGGGGACCCACCUCCGCUGAGAGAAGGGGUCCGAACACCGGGUGUGCAUAAGGAUGGAAGCCCUGUUGCCUUGCUAGCAGACUCCUUACUGCUCUAUCUCAUGAACCUACAUGAUCUUGGGGGAAGAGGCUGUUUCAUGAUGACAAACCUGUCACCAGUGUAGCGACAACAGUCUAAAGGCAAAAACAAGUAAAGAAGCAUUUACAUUUAUAUUCAACAGAGAAGUCAUUUCAGUCAACAACUUCUGCUGCAUCAUUGUUGCAAGAUGAACCGGUACACGACCAUGAGACAGCUCGGGGACGGCACCUAUGGGAGUGUGCUGAUGGGCAAGAGCAACGAAUCUGGGGAGCUGGUAGCCAUCAAAAGGAUGAAGAGGAAGUUCUAUUCUUGGGAUGAAUGUAUGAACUUGAGAGAAGUUAAGUCUCUGAAGAAACUUAACCAUGCCAAUGUGAUUAAACUGAAAGAAGUUAUCAGAGAAAAUGACCAUCUUUAUUUUAUAUUUGAAUAUAUGAAAGAAAACCUCUAUCAAUUAAUGAAAGACAGAAACAAGUUGUUCCCUGAGUCAGUUAUCAGAAAUAUUAUGUAUCAAAUAUUGCAAGGGCUGGCAUUUAUCCAUAAACAUGGUUUUUUUCAUAGGGAUAUGAAACCAGAAAACUUGCUUUGUAUGGGUCCAGAACUUGUGAAAAUUGCUGAUUUUGGACUUGCAAGAGAAUUAAGGUCACAGCCACCGUAUACUGAUUAUGUAUCUACCAGAUGGUAUCGUGCUCCUGAAGUUUUAUUAAGAUCUUCAGUUUAUAGCUCUCCCAUUGAUAUGUGGGCCGUUGGGAGUAUAAUGGCUGAACUAUACACAUUAAGACCACUUUUCCCAGGGACAAGUGAGGUUGAUGAAAUCUUUAAGAUUUGCCAAGUUUUAGGGACUCCCAAAAAAAGUGACUGGCCAGAAGGGUACCAGCUUGCAUCCUCUAUGAAUUUCCGCUUUCCUCAGUGCGUUCCUAUAAACUUAAAAACUAUUAUUCCCAAUGCCAGUAAUGAAGCUAUUCAGCUUAUGACUGAAAUGUUGAACUGGGAUCCAAAGAAAAGGCCAACAGCAAGCCAGGCAUUGAAACACCCGUAUUUUCAAGUUGGUCAUGUACUAGGCCCUUCCUCACAUCAUCUGGAAUUGAGAGAGUCUUUAAAAAAGCCGGUUCAGCCACUAGAACUGAAGCCAUCUUUAGUGGAUCUAGAACCGAAGCCUCUGGCAGACGUAAGUGAUCAGACUGUAGGGCAGCCCCAGCCGAGAAACAGCCACCAGCCACUGAAGCCCAUCCAGCUGCCGCAGAACGUGAGCGUCCAGCAAGCCCCAAAGCCGCAGAGUCACCAGAAACCAGGGCAAACGCUGUUUCCAAGUAUCGUCAAAAACAUGCCAACCAAGCCAAAUGGCACCCUGGGUCAUAAAAAUGCUAGAAGGCGUUGGGGCCAGACCGUGUUCAAGUCUAGAGACAGCUGGCAGGAGCUUGAGGAUGGUGAUUUCGGAGCCUCCCAUUCCAAGAAGGCAAGCAUGGGUGUUUUCAAAGAAAAGAGGAGAAAGGAUUCUCCAUUUCGACUUCCAGAGUCCAUACCCUCAGGCUCCAGCCACUCACCAGGGGAAAAUAAGAGUUUACCAGCUGCCGGUUCCCUAAAAUCUGAUUCUGAAUUGUCAACUGCUUCAACAGCUAAACAGUACUACUUGAAACAAUCAAGAUACCUUCCAGGUGUAAAUCCCAAGAACGUGUCCUUGGUAACCAGUGGAAAGGAUAUAAACCCAUACAUUUGGAAUAAUCAGUUGUUUCCAAAGUCAUUGGGACGCACUGGGGCAGAACUUGCUUUCAAAAGGAGUAAUGCAGGCAAUCUUGGAAGUUACGCUACUUACAAUCAGUCAGGAUAUAUUCCUUCCUUUCUCAAAAAAGAAGUGGGGUCAGCUGACCAGAGGAUACACUUAGCACCUCUUGGUGCAAUGGCUUCAGAAUAUACCUGGAACGCGAAAACUGGUCGGGGGCAGUUUUCAGGACCUGCUUACAAUCCUACAACCAAGAAUCUAAAUAUUGUGAACCGUGCGCAGCAAGUUCCCUCCGUGCACGGGAGGACAGACUGGGUGGCCAAGUAUGGAGGCCACCGGUAGGUCGGAUGUGAAACCCCACAGCAUUGCUCGAUAGCAUCCUUGCAAGUCCCCUGACACUGGGAAAUGUCUCCAGAUGUUUAUUUCUACUGAGUCCUGGAAGAAAUUCGUGAUAGUGGGUACUCUGAAAAGCAAAAAUCAUCUCCAUUUUCUUUCUUUCCUAGAAAUGAAAUGCAUUUUCUUAGCAUUGCAGUCCACAGUGCUGAUAGGUAGGACUUUAAAAAGUAUUGAAUAAAGUAUUUGCCAAAGCAUCAAGUAUUUGAUCUAUAGUUACUAAGUACGGCUAGCAGCUUUUUAAAAAAUGCCUCCAGAAAGUGUUUAGUGUUUUACUUUUCAUUUGUUGUGUAUUUGCUAAACUAUUUCACCAACUGGCCUCCCAAGUUUGUUUUUUUAUAGCAAGUGGGAAGGCCUCUGCGGGCUGUCAGUUACGCUUACUUGACUAACGCUCCACCCUAUCAGUUUGGUAAUGGCAGAAAGAUGCAAAUUUAUCAUCUGUUCUUUUAUUUUGAAAUUACAGAAGUAAUGGUUAAUUCCAACCUUGAGCAGGAUAUCUUUCUUAAAAAUAAAUUUAUCUCUAGGAUAAAGAUUUUGAAAUUAUGCCUGAUUUUAGUGAAGAAUCUGUUAUUUGAUUUUGACCAAUACAAUUGCUCUGAAUUCAGGGGACUGUCAAACCAAUGGCUUGGAUGACUCCCUAACCAGCCAAGUCAAGGUUCUCUCAUCUUCAUGUCCUUGAGUUCUUGAAACUGUUAUGUGUGUUCAUCACACUUUCAAAAGUCUCUGUUUCCGUGUUCCUCCCAGACACACAGUGUGCCAGCCGGUCCCCAAAGCAAACUCUUGCUGCUGCUGACCACUGACUCAGCUCUGACCUGCACAGUUGCACUGAAGAGCAAAUGCAUUCAGUUGCUAGCGCAGUGAUUUCAUGUUAGUGCAUAUGUAUAUUUUUGUUUUAUUUCUAAACUAGUAUUUAAAAUAGAUAGUUUGAACUUAGAGCUUUUCUAUUUAAACCUGCCAUUUUACGGACUGGACAUUAGUACUGUAUAUUCUUGUUAAAUAAUAAUAAUGUUAUCAACUGUUGAUAUCUUUAUGUAUUUUAUGACUUUGUAACAAGUGCUAAUAUAAUUGGUAUCCUCUUGAUAUUAUCCAAAGGCCCACUGAUAAUGAUUAUUUUUUUACAGAAAAUUCAGCUCACCUUUUUGAAAAAACUUGAAGUCUAUAAAGAGUUAAUUUAUGUUGGUGAAUGGUUACAUAUAUUUGUAAGGUUUUAAUUAAUAUUACAAAAAAGUUAUUUAUUUUGUGUUGUUGGGGAACUUUUAAACUCUGAAUAGAUAUUAAAAUAAAUAUGGUAAAUGUUUUCUUUACAUUUUUAUACUACAUACUUAUACUCUGAAGCCUAUUUGUUGUUUGAAUUAUAGACUUUUUUUGUUUUUCUGGCAGUUUUAUGUGUAUGGAGAAACUCACUGGAAAGUACAGAGUUUCCAUAUACCCCCUCACCUCCCUCUACUCAAUAUUAUGUAUAAUUAACAUCUUCUAUUAGUGUGGGACAUUGUAAGUAAUGAACCAGUAUCGAUACAUGAACUGAAGUCAAGUUUAAUUAGGGAGGGUCACUCUUUGUGCUGUAUAUUUUGUGGGUUUGGACAAAAUGUAUAAUGACAUGUACCCACCAUUACAGUAUCAUACAGAAUAGUUUUACAGCCCUAAAAAUCCCAUGCUCUACCCAUUCAAUUUUUUUCCCUCCUCCCAAACUUCUGGCAACCACUAUCUUUUUAUUGUCUCUUAUUUCUCUUUUUCCAAAAUGCCGUGUAAGUGGAAUCAUGUAGUAUGUAAAGUCUACAGAUUGGUUUUUCACUUAGCAAUGUACGUUUUAGUUUCCUCCAUUAUUUUCUUGGCAUAUCACUUCUGGAGGCAGACGUUAAAUAAACACACACACAAUUGUAUAUUUACAAAUUAUGAUCAGUACUAUUAAGAAAAAGAGCAGGAUGUAUAUAUAGAGAGAGUGACUAAAGGAGGGAUAUAAAUGCAGUGAGAGAGGACUCGAUGGUUUUAAGUCUAGGAGUCUAAUUAUACUUGAUAAAUAUCUCUGCCUGCUGGGUAGAGAAAUGAAUUGUUGGGCCAAAGAAUGAAAACAAAGAGUCCUGUUAAAGACUGAAAGAUGAAGGCUGGACUUGGGUAUUAGCAAUGGCAUGACAGAGAACUGAUUAAGUCUGAUAAAAAGCUACUGGUUUUUGGUGUUAAUCUUGUUUCUGGCUUCUUUACAGAACUCCCUCAUUAGUUCUAAUACGUUUUUAGUUGCUUGUCUUGAAUUUCUAGACAGAUGAUUAUAUCAGAUACUUAACAGUGUUUCUUUCCUUUUCCACUAUUAGUUUACAACUCAUUUAUAUUUCUCAUUUAUUGCCCUGUCUAGAAUAAUGUUUCUAGAACAAUGUUGAAUCUUGUCAGUAAUAGCAAACAUCCUCUUAUUUCUAAGUUUAACAUAAAGCCAUAGGACUAAUGGGUAGCUAACAAAAACCUACAGUAAGUAAUAUGCUUGAGUGAAUCAACAGAAGCAUUUACAUUAAUGUCAGAAAUUCACUUUGUUCAGAUUGAUAAUUAUAAAAUAUGUAUGAAGAUGUUCCCAUUCACAAUAAUAACAAAACUAUAAAAUGUUGGACAAUAAUUUAAACAGAAAUAUGAAGAACUAAAUGAAUGAAACUCUAAAGUAUUGUUUUAAGAACAUUUUUUAAAAACUAAAUUAAAUGAAGUAAUGUAAAAUGUACCUGGAUUGAAGAGUAAAUGAUUUUAAAGCUUUUAAUUCCUUACAAAUUUACCUAUAAUUCUAUGCAAUCAUAAUCAAAUCCCAAGUAAAUUUUAGAAUUAAAAGGUUAUUUCUAGACUUGUCUGGGAAAAUAAAUAUGUCAAGAAAAAUCUGAAAAAAAUGACAAACUUGCCCUACCAAAUAUCAAAACAUAGUACAAAUCUAUGGUGAUGAACAAUUUGGCACUGAGACAGUAGAUAAGUACAUCUACAGUAAAGACUAGAAGACCCAAAAUCCGUCCCAAAUAUGGAAAUUCAGUACACAAAGAUGGCAUUUCAAAGCAAUGGGGAAAGGAUAUACCUCUCAACAAACAAUAUUGAAGGUAAUGUUAUUUUUUGGAGAAAAUAACUCACAAAGAUCCCUAGGUUGUACCACCAUACAAAAAUAAAUUCUAAAGACAGUAAGAAUAGAAUUCUAAGAAAUAAAACUAUUAAAGUAUUGAAAGAAAAUAAGAGAUUCUCUUCUUACACUUUUGAAGUGUGAAGUGCUUUCUACAAAAUCUGAAUGCUUUAAAGAAAAUGGGAUAAAUCUGACUUCAUACAAAAUUUUAAUUUCUAAAUGACCAAAAAAUAAAUCAGAAGACAAUAAAUUGGAGGAAAAUACUUUCAAUAUAAUAACUUGUUUUUAACUAUAUAGAGCCACAAUACGGAAAACAAAAACCAAAAAUGUGGACAGAAUAUAUGAAAGAAUAAUUCAUACAAAAAAGUGUAUCACUGGUCAAUAAAUAUAUGAGAAGAUGCUUAAUAACUCAUAACUAAAUAAU
Manis javanica (Malayan pangolin) is the source of this 5822-nucleotide messenger RNA. It is a transcript of the gene MAK, whose product is annotated as male germ cell associated kinase. The record is from RefSeq and is a predicted model, not a curated record. Gene Ontology annotation, biological process: protein phosphorylation. Lineage: Eukaryota; Metazoa; Chordata; Mammalia; Pholidota; Manidae. Gene Ontology annotation, molecular function: protein kinase activity; ATP binding.